Molecule: messenger RNA, 6113 nt
Organism: Nerophis ophidion (straightnose pipefish)
Lineage: Eukaryota; Metazoa; Chordata; Actinopteri; Syngnathiformes; Syngnathidae
Gene: ggcx
Product: gamma-glutamyl carboxylase
Exons: 15
Coding region: 183-2462 (759 amino acids)
Biological process (GO): peptidyl-glutamic acid carboxylation
Molecular function (GO): gamma-glutamyl carboxylase activity; vitamin binding
Source: RefSeq, a predicted model, not a curated record
UUCUCGAGUCCCGCCCUCUGGCCACCUAAUGUUUGUGUGUGUGUGUGUGUGUUUUAGUUUGGGAUGAAUAGUGACACGUAUGUGGCUCCGUCUCGUUGAAGCCACCAGUCCCGGCAGGACAUCUCCACCCGGGGCCGGGAGAGCAGACGGACAACUUUGAGAAGGUCUUCUUACUUAGCAACAUGGAGGCGAGAGACGCGACUGCAGGUGCUCUCCUGGGCAAUGAUGGCGAGCAAAAGACUGCAAAGAAAACUUCCACCGCUAAGAAACUACAUCCACCUAAAAGUAAGAUGGAGCAACUCUUCGGCUUCAAGAAGGAAGAUGUGACGUCAUGGCGCAGCCUGGUGACCCUCCUGAACCGCCCCAUGGACCCUGCAUCCCUGGGCAUCUUUCGCUGCAUGUUUGGCUUGCUGAUGGCCAUCGACAUCACACAGGAGCGGGGCCUGAGUCACGUGGACUACAAGUACCUGGACGGCGCCCCCGUGUGCCGCUUCCCGCUCUUCAACUUCCUCAAGCCGCUGCCCAUGGACUGGAUGUACAUGGUCUAUCUGGUGAUGUUCAUCGGCUCAUUGGGCAUCAUGCUGGGCUGCUUGUACCGCCUGUCCUGCCUGAUGUUCGUGUCCACAUACUGGUACGUCUUUUUCCUGGACAAGACGGCGUGGAAUAACCACUCCUACCUCUACGGCCUCAUCGGGUUUCAGCUCACGCUCAUGGACGCCAACAGAUACUGGUCAGUGGACGGCUUGAGGAGAGCCGCCAUAAGAAACGCACACGUGCCGCUGUGGAACUACGCCUUGUUGAGGACGCAGGUAUUUAUAGUCUACUUCAUCGCUGGAAUUAAGAAGCUGGAUGCUGAUUGGAUGGAGGGCUACUCCAUGUCCUACUUGGCGCAUCAUUGGCUGUUCGAUCCCUUCAGGAUGAUUCUUCCCGUGGAGUUAAUCAGUCUGCUGGUGGUCCACGGCGGCGGUCUAAUUCUGGACCUGAGCGCCGGCUACCUGCUCUUUUUUGACGCCACAAGACCUUACGCGGUUGUCUUCGUCACCUACUUCCACCUCAUGAACUCUCAGCUCUUCAGCAUCGGCAUGUUCCCCUACGCCAUGCUGGCCACCAGUCCGCUCUUCUUCUACGCCGACUGGCCCAGGCGGUUCUUCGCCCGCUUUCCGGCGUUCCUCCGGGGCGUCCUCCCGUACACGACGCCCGACCCCCAGCCCAGCUCUUCCUGCAUUUACCAGGAGGCCGGCCGGCAGCAGGGUGUCGCCAAGUCUUCCAAGACGAGGUUCAAACACAAACUGGCGGCCUUCUUCGCUGUGGUCUACUUGCUUGAGCAGUUCUUCUUGCCGUACUCCCACUUCAUCACUAAGGGUUACAACAACUGGACCAACGGCUUGUACGGCUACUCCUGGGACAUGAUGGUGCACUCACGCAGCCACCAGCACGUGAAGAUCACCUACAAGGACGGCCAAACCGGGGACAUUGGAUACCUCAACCCGGGGGUGUUCACUCACAGUCGGCGCUGGAAGGACCACGGCGACAUGCUGAAGCAGUACGCCACCUGCCUCAGCGACCUGCUGCCUCGCUACAACAUCUCCGACCCGGAAAUCUACUUUGACAUCUGGGUGUCCAUCAAUGAACGUUUCCAGCAAAGGAUAUUCGACCCCCGCGUGGACAUCGUGAAGGCCGACUGGUCUCCGUUCCAACCGAACCCGUGGCUGAUGCCCCUGCUGGUGGAUCUCUCGCCCUGGAGGACAAAGUUCCAGGAGAUCGAGAGCUCUUUGGACAACCAGACAGAGAUUGUCUUUAUCGCAGAUUUUCCAGGCCUCCACUUAGAGAACUUUGUGAGCGAAGACCUGGGCAACACCAGCAUCCACCUGCUGCAGGGCGGCGUGAAGGUGGAGGUGGUGGAGGAGAAGAAGAACUACACCUUGCAAGCCGGGGAGAAGAUGACGGUUCCCGCCGGAGCUUACCAUAGAGUGUACACGGUGUCCCAGGGGCCAUCUUGCUACAUGUACAUCUACGUCAACACCACGGAGGCGGCGCUGCAGCAGAACUUCACCAAGCUGUUGGACCUCCAGGAGCGCAUUCGGAACGGGACAGAGACGGAGCCUCUCCCACCCGAGCUGCAGCCUCUCUUGUGGGCGGACAGCGAGGACGGCACCGAGGUGGACGCCACUGACCCCGUGGUGAAGCUCUUCCUGAAGAGGCAGCGGCGCCUGAAGGAGGUGAAGAGGCGGCGGGAGGCCGGCGUGCUGGAGCGUCUGCGGCGCUUUGCUGUGAAGAAGUACUACAGCAUACGGCGAGGAUUCUUGAUGACGGCCAUCGCCGUGAGAAACCUGGCCGUGGGUUUGCCGCCGCUGGAUCAGCUGACGCAGGAAGUGGCGUUCGCCAACAUGAAAGAACCGGAAGCGGAAGAAGGCCGGGGGGCGGAGCAGCUCAAAGAUGAAGUCGGUCACGGAGAACUCUAGGAGACGUCCCCGCUCACGUUGCCUGGACUGGACUGUUGCAGUACGGAGGAAAUUUACAUGGCCCCAUUCCAAGGAAUCAUUUUUCAAUGCAGUCUGCUGAAAACGACGGAAAGCGCCACUCGACAAAGCAAAUGACGCUGUGGUCAAAUUAAUAAGAUAUUCAACACUCUACUAUCUGUGGGUUAAACUAGAUAGUGCAACCCCCCAAUUUGUCACGUUUCACGUGUCAGGUAAACCGUGACGAGCGGGGCCAUAUGAAUCCCCUCCCUACUGCGCUACGACAGGAGGGGACACAUGUUACUAAAAUGUUUGCCAUUUCAGAUUAUUUCCAAAUACAAAGGCAGUAUUUUGCUAACUAAGCUAAUGUGACAACUAGCAGGAAUUUUUGCAUAUUUUUACUUUGACUGAAAAGUUACACAUUCAAUGCUUAGUGAUUAUGUCAGUGCCUUUUUAUUGUUUGGAAAUGGUUACGUUGAAUAAGCAGUUUGGAAAUUGGGUACAAUUUUUCCUCAAAGAUUCUCCUCGAAUUGUAAUAUUAAAAAAAAAAAUUGCUAUUUUUCACAAUCAACAAAUAAUCCUUAACGUAGUAUUAAAACAUGUGUCAGAAUAAUUGUAUCUAAGUUAUCACAAAACUUUGUGUUUCAAUGAGUUCCCGGCGAGCAGACAAAAGCCGUCUUUGAUCUUACCAAUCAGAAGGCUUGUAAAACUCCACUGUGUAGGAUGGGGAGCGACAUGAAGGUGUGGGUUUCUUUGAUGUAUUGUAAUCCACAGGAAGAUUUUGUCUUGACCCGAGAUCUACAAAGCGGAGAGGAGGCAAGGCCUGACCCCCCUCCAGGCACCUUUCCUUUGAACUGUUUUGUGACAGAGGGCAACGGCUGUUUAUGACCCUCAGUCCCUUUUAAAAAAACAGCUGUUGCCAUGAAAUCAGGGAAAGUCCAAAUAAAAGAGACGUACAAUCUUUUGUCAGAGAGUGGACGACACUGUACAGAGGUACAGUGUCUCCGCCUUUAUCCUCAAUUGAGCUAAAAAUAAUUCUGGCUCUGUUUAAUUCCUUGCUUCUUGUCUUGUUUAAUCCGUGAUUUUAACCUGACAAUAUGUCAUUUCUUUUAUAUUCAAAUGAUAAUUUUUAAUGGAUGAAAUGGGUCAAAAUGAAGUUUCUUCGCGUUUGCAAAUACAAACCCUGUUGAGUUGGGAAAUUGUGUUAGAUGUAAAUAUAAACAGAAUACAAUGAUUUGCAAGUCAUUUUUUAACCCAUAUUCAGUUCAAUAUGCGACAAAAACAACAUAUUUUGAUGUUCAAUUUGUUUUUGCAAAUAAUCAUUAACUUUAGAAUUUGAUGCCAGCAACACGUGACAAAGAAGUUGGGAAAGGUGGCAAUAAAUACUGAUAAAGUUGAGGAAUGCUCAUCAAACGCUUAUUUGGAACAUCCCACAGGUGUGCAGGCUAAUUGGGAACAGGAUUGGGUAUAAAAACAGCUUCCCAAAAAAAUGCUCAGUCUUUCACAAGAAAGGAUGGGGCGAGGUACACCCCUUUGUCCACAACUGCGUGAGCAAAAAGGUUUAAGAACAACGUUUCUCAAAGUGUAAUUGCAAGAAAUUUAGGGAUUUCAACAUCUACGCUCCAUAAUAUCAUCAAAAGGUUCAGAGAAUCCGGAGAAAUCACUCCACGGAAGCAGCAUGGCCGGAAACCAACAUUGAAUGACCGCGACCACAAAAAAACACAUUCAGCACGUGUUACAACAGCGUGGCUUCGUAAAAAAAAGAGUGCGGGUACUUUCCUGGCCCGCCUCCAGUCCAGACCUGUCCCCCAUGGAAAAUGUGUGGUGCAUUAUGAAGCGUAAAAUAUGACAGCGGAGACCCUGGACUGUUGAACGACUGAAGCUCUACAUCAUGGUGUCAAACUCUGGCCCGCAGGCCAAAUUUGGCCCGCUGUGUAUUUUCAUUUGGCCCUUGAGGCAAUAUCAAAUUAACAUUAGAGCUGGCCCGCCGGUGUUAUACAGCGGCAAUGUCACUGUAGCGCCGCAUUCACCGCUAAUACUCACACUUGCUAACCCCCCCACCCCCCGAUUUUCAAAGGAGACUCCAUAAAUUUCAGUGCCCCUCACGAAAAUCACAGGCGGUAACCAUUCCCACCUGGACAACAAUAUUGGGGGCGUACCUUAAAGGCACUGCCUCAAACGUCCUCUAAAACCUUUCGUCACGUCCGCUUUUCCUACGUAGAAACAGCGUGCCGGCCUAGUCACAUGACAUAUGUGGCUUUUACACACACACGCUAAUGCAAUGCAAGCUUGGUCAACAGCCAUACAGGUCACACUGAAGGUGGCCGUAUAAACAACUUUAACACUGUUACAAAUAUGCGCCACACAGUGAACCAACACUAAAUAAGAAUGACAAACACAUUUCGGGAGAACAUUCGCACUGUAACACAACAGAACAAAUACACAGAAUCCCUUGCAGCACUACCUCUUCCUGGGCGCUACAAUAUAAAAAUGUAUUAUUAGCACCUGGGAAAAGUUUAUUUUGAUUUACCUGAGAAGGUUGCAAAUAGAAAAGAGGCAUUCAAUUUGUAUUUAAAUUUGAUUUGAUAUGCCAUGGCUUCACGGUGGAAGAGGGGUUAGUGCGUCUGCCUCACAAUACGAAGGUCCUGCAGUCCUGGGUUCAAAUCCAGGCUGGGGAUCUUUCUGUGUGGAGUUUGCAUGUUCUCCCCGUGACUGCGUGGGUUCCCUCCGGGUACUCCGGCUUCCUCCCACUUCCAAAGACAUGCACCUGGGGAUAGGUUGAUUGGCAACACUAAAUGGGCCCUAGUGUGUGAAUGUGAGUGUGAAUGUUGUCUGUCUAUCUGUGUUGGCCCUGCGAUGAGGUGGCGACUUGUCCAGGGUGUACCCCGCCUUCCGCUCGAUUGUAGCUGAGUAAGGCGCCAGCGCCCCCCGCGACCCCGAAUGGGAAUAAGCGGUAGAAAAUGGAUGGAUGGAUGGAUGCCAUUGCUAUUUUUUAAAUUAUUAGUAUUAUUUGAAACUGGAUUUUGCAUGUCACUAUAAAGUUAUAUAACUCUCACUUGUUCAAUAUUCAAUGCAAAACUUGUUUGGGUCCCUAUUAAAAGGUUAAUUUGUUCAACCUUGGCCCGCAGCUUUGUUCAGUUUAAAAUUUUGGCCCACUCUGUAUUUGAGUUUGACACCCCUGCUCUACAUAAAACAAGAAAUGGGAAAGAAUUCCACUUUCAAAGCUUCAACAAUUAGUUUCCUCAGUUCCCAAACGUUUAUUGAGUGUUGUUAAAAGAAAAGGUGAUGUAACACGGUGGUGAACAUGCCCUUUCCCAACUACUUUGGCACGUGUUGCAGCCAUGAAAUUCUAAGUUAAUUAUUAUUUGCAAAAAAAUAAAAAAUAUGUUGUCUUUGUAGUGCAUUCAACUGAAUAUGGGUUGAAAAGGAUUUGCAAAUCAUUGUAUUCUGUUUAUAUUUACAUCAAACACAAUUUCUCAACUCAUGGAAAUGGGGUUUGUUUAAUCAGGAGGAAAAAAUAGUAACUGAAGCCUGGAUUUGAGGAAAUAUUGUUGUUUUUCUGCUGUAAGUGAGCUUCUAUGCACAUCUCCAUACUGUGAGUAAGACUUCCCAUUUCUACUUUUAUAAAAACACAAUAAAAAUCCUUCCAUGUCA